UGCAAGAUAUCAGCAGUCUGUCUACACUUUUUCUGCUUAGCAUCAUUUUCAUGGAUGUCUGUGGAGGGGAUUCAUUUAUAUCUACUCAUCAUUACAGUUUUUAAUCAAAAGAGCAAGAAACUCUACUACUACAUUUUCGGAUGGGGACUGCCAGUGAUUGUGGUUGGCAUAUCAAUGUUGGUUCGCUUUGAUAAUUAUGGAGCUAAUGAAAGGUGUUGGUUAUCAACUGCCGAUGGAUCUCGAUGGGCAUUUGUAGGGCCAGUUUUGGGUAUAACUUUGAUCAACACAAUCAUCAUGAUUGCAGUAAUUAAGGUCACUGUAAGCUCCAGCACAUCCGUUUUACAUAAACAAGGCAAAACCAAAUUUACUGGAAUCAAGUCUAUGGUUAAAGCAACCGCCAUAUUAUGUCCGCUGCUUGGAUUAACUUGGAUAUUUGGCAUGAUACCUCUAACUGAUCAUACCAUUGUGUUUUCCUACCUAUUUGUGAUAUUUAGCUCUCUGCAGGGUCUAUCAAUCUUCGUCUUUCAUUGCUUAUAUAACUCUGAAGUAAGAAGAUAUUAUAAUUUAUAUCAGACUAUGGAGCAUAGCAAUGUUUGA
This is a messenger RNA of Trichoplax adhaerens, 597 nucleotides long. RefSeq lists its product as uncharacterized. The transcript has 6 exons. Lineage: Eukaryota; Metazoa; Placozoa; Uniplacotomia; Trichoplacea; Trichoplacidae. Gene Ontology annotation, cellular component: membrane. Gene Ontology annotation, molecular function: G protein-coupled receptor activity. The annotation marks the transcript as partial. Gene Ontology annotation, biological process: cell surface receptor signaling pathway; adenylate cyclase-activating G protein-coupled receptor signaling pathway. The record is from RefSeq and is a predicted model, not a curated record.